CUCAUUAGGAAUUUCCCAUGCUGAGAAACCAAUAACAGCGUACUUUUACCAUGGACCUGCCACAGGCCACUCUGGAUGUACAGAUACACACGGUAUAUCUAUAGUGACAACUGGAUCAAGACAGAGCUAAACUAGUCAGGAGAGAUAACGUAUUGAAUCCAUCUUUGCGGCAGACUUAAAGACUGAAACUCAUGGCGAGCAGAAGAAGCUACUCGUCUGAUUCAGGCGAAGAUGAUCAGGUCGGGGCCCUCGCUGGGUGUCUAUCCAAACUGCAAAUGAAAUCUAGUUCCAGCAAAGACUCCGAGAGUCAGGAAGCACCGGUACCCUCAGUCCCGGCCUUCGAGGAUCCGGAGCGUUCAACCCGGCUUCAUGCGGACGCCAAAGCAGCCUAUGAAGAGGAUGGACUCUUCUUCGAUCCGUCCAAUUACCCCGAGGAGGAACGCCUGGAGUUGCUCCAGAAGUUUUUCGAAACUAGUGCCCCAUCAAAAACUAAACGGUCUGAUGGAAUUGGUUGGAUUACUGUACGAUCUCCAAGCUUUGUAGAUGAAGGACUGGGUGAUGAUACAGAAGGACUCCAGGCUGCAUGGGAAGAAUUGACUAACUCAUCUGAUACAAUCGACUUCCAAACUGUCAAGAAACUGGCUCUAAAAUAUAGGUGCCUGAGCGGUAUUUGGCUUCUGUUUUUCACCACCGGGACAAGAAUCGACGAGGCAUGGGAAAAAAUCGCCAAGGUCACGGUGAAAGACAAGCUGGGCACGCACGCCAAAGUGACGCCGUUGGAAGACGUGGGUGAAGGCAAGGCACUCCAUGGGCAAGAGCACGCCGUGAGUGUCUACACUAGAGACUUCACUGAUAAGGCUGAUGUGAUGAAGAUGGAAGGAAAACUACGUGAUCUUGGUAUGCGGGGUUUGAUGACUUACAAGCCAAGAUUCUACUCAAUUAUUGGUGUGUAUGCACAGAAUAAAUGGAGACUGCGACCGAGUAUCUACUCGUCGCGCUGGGAUGAAGUGAACAAUGAAGCGUCUGUAAGAGAUAAAACCAUCAGCUACCAGACAAAGAAAGCUUAUAGAUAUUAGUGAAGAAACAAAGCAUGCACAGCAGUUGUUUUUAAAGGCACUGGACACUUUGAGCAAUUACAAUAAUAAUAAUAAUUAUGCACAUCUCCAACGCAUUUCAAAACAUAAGUAAACCACCUUGGAGCCAGUUUUCAUGAAAUAACUAGACAGCGAAGCUGCCAUGGCGAGCUGCCGAUCGCCAGAUAGAACCAAUGACUGACAGAAAAACCAAUCAUUUGAUCAACUGAUGGUCACAGGGGUGGAUACAUUGACAAGUAUGAAGUUAAGACCAUUUAAGGUUUUCAUCUUUUCAUAUUAUCUACAUGUAAGCAGCAAUAUGUGAUUGAAGUUUUAAAUCUGUACAUCAUUGCAAUAAAGAGUGAUGACCAUUUAAAGGGACACGUUGCCUUGGAUCGGACGAGUUGGCGGUAUA
Molecule: messenger RNA, 1488 nt
Organism: Asterias rubens (European starfish)
Lineage: Eukaryota; Metazoa; Echinodermata; Asteroidea; Forcipulatida; Asteriidae
Product: UPF0696 protein C11orf68 homolog
Exons: 5
Coding region: 192-1076 (294 amino acids)
Source: RefSeq, a predicted model, not a curated record